Molecule: messenger RNA, 2652 nt
Organism: Dracunculus medinensis (Guinea worm)
Lineage: Eukaryota; Metazoa; Nematoda; Chromadorea; Rhabditida; Dracunculidae
Source: the annotation of a GenBank genome assembly
AUGGAGAUGAAUAGUUUAAAACGAGGAAUUCAAAUUCAUUCGUAUAAUUCGUCAGUGUCCGUAAAUUAUUCAGUAGUGGUUUUAUCAGGUGAAUCGAGGAUCGCAUUAAAUGAACGUUAUCUAUGUGCACAAAUAUGGUCGUCGAAUUCGAAAUUAGAAUACGAUUUAGGUGGAAAUGAAUUCGAAGAUCUUACUGCAAAUAAUAUUACUGCCAAAUUUUAUUAUAGUGAUUUAUCAUUUUAUCUUAAAGCCUUAAACAUUAAUAUAUAUUUGAACCGUUCAAGCAAUGCACAUUCAUCAAUCGCAUUAACUGCCAGUAAUAAUCUUUCACUAUAUUUAUCUGCUCUAAAUACUCAAAUUGAGGCACUAAAUAGCGAUUUAAUGGAAAUAACAGGAAGAACGUGGAGCUUAUCGUUGAUUCCACGAAUUAGUAUCGUAUAUAACUCUUCAAAUUCUAUUAUUUCUCAAGUCUAUAUUAAUUCAAUUUCUAAUGAUCACAAUGUUAUCAUUAAACUUAAUUCUGCCAAAGUUAGAUUACGAUAUGGCCAAAUUUAUAUAGAAUUAUCAAAUAUUUAUCAGUCAUUAAACAAAAUCAUAUCGAAAUCACACGAAAUUUCUAUAAGAACAGUCGCACCAUUAGAUAUAAUUAUCACGAACACUACAUUGCUGAUUCGGUGUAUUGAUGAAGGCGUUAUGAUUAAAAAUAUUCUUAAUGAUUCGAAUAUUAAUAUUGAAGUUGAUAAAUAUGCGGUAACGACAAUCAAUCGCAAUAAUGGUGAAUUCUUCAUCGAAAAUGAAAAACGAUAUCGAGUAAUAUCGAGUGAUAUCUUAAUGAGGUCCAUGGAACUAUUACUAACGCUAUCAUCCAGAAAUAUUCAUUCCAUUCAUGCAUCUGCCAAUGAAUCGCAGUUGAUUUUUACAGUUAAUACAGCUAAGAUGACGGCAGAUGCUAAGCAACACGUAUUUGAUAUUAUUGGUGGUACAACGAAUUUUAAUAUUUCAACAGAGAAUAUUUUAAUCAUUGUUGCUACAAGAAAUGAAUCGGUACCAUUGCCAUCAAUGCUAUCAGUUGAUGAUAUCGAAAUCACCGAAUUUGGAUCUUACAAUACAAACAAUUAUGAGAAUGUUCUUCCGCUUGAACCGAAGUCUAGUAUAUCAUAUUUCAAUUAUACUCGUGAAUCUAUUCGUCCUUCGACAACUCCAAAAACUUCAUCUUAUUUCUUUUCCUCAAAAUCUUCCACUCAGCAGAUGAAUUUUUCUUUUUCAACAUUGUUACCACCAUCAUUAAGUGAAAAUAUCGACGCAAAUGCUGAAAUCCAUGAAUAUACAACUAAUUUGACUGAAUCAAAAGUUAAAUUAUGGUGCGAAUGUACUUAUUCACCCCAUUCAGCAAAUAUUAAUUCCAACUAUAUAUUAAAAUCUAACAUGGAAUCAACUUCAACGGCUUCUGCCAUUUAUGUUAGUGAUUCUUAUAGAUCAAGCGCUAUUAACAUUUCGACCACUAUUCCAGCAAAAAUAGAUCAGAAUGGUACUACGACUAGCGUUGAAAAUAUACUACAGAUUUCCAGUACACCAUAUAAAACUAUACCGACAUCAAAAUCGAUCGUCUCUAAUAACAUUUUCUCUGUUUCCACAUCAUUUAAUGAUACUAGCCAAUUUUUCAAAAAUCAUAGUGGUUCUCAUGAUAUGGAUGAUAGUAAUGCAACAGUUCCAAUUAACUCAACAUUCAUGAAUCCAGAACUAAAUUAUUUCGCAUCUGGUCAAGCAUUUAUGAAUUUUACCGAUGAUACUAAUAUUAUUCAAUUAACAGCAGAUACGGAGAUAACGAAUGCAGAAGAAACACCAUUUCAUAUAAACGAUAGCAUAUUUUCACCGGAUACUCUUACGACUUUUACGACACAUAAUUUUGUCACAACUGUAUUGCCACCUCUCUUUUCUGGUGCACCAUCGAUUGUGAAUAUAUCGGACGGUCCAUUGGAACCUGUUUUCAUUAGUAUUGGAAAAAUUACAGGUUCGCUUUUAUUAGCAUAUACGAACGAUACGGAAUUAAUAUCAUCACAACUUUAUUCAUCGUCUUAUAUUCCAAUGAAUUCAAGCAGUAUUCUCGCCGUAGUAACGGAUACUUCUGAUAAUAUUACUAAACAAUCAGUAAAAACGGCCAAGUCGAGUUCAUUUCCAAGCAAAAUUUCAGUGGCGGAUGAUAAAUUCGUUAUCGGACAAUUCGAUUAUGAUAGUUUAAUGCAAUUAAACAAAUCGAUUCAAGCGAAGAUUGGUACUCCAGAUCUAUCAUUAUCAGUCGACGAUAAUUCAAUAAUAGAGGAUAUAGAGAAUGUUUGGUUCGGAAAGAAUUUUAGUGGCAAAUUGGAACAGAGAAACAAUUCAUCGAUGCUUCGUCUACAAGCAGUUUCUCAAUUACUCAACAAUAAUAUCAACAGCGAUCAUCCUAAUGAUUAUUAUUUAGAUAAUAAUGGCAAUCACAUUUUUCAAAUUAGAUUCCAGAUUCCACAUUCAAAAUCUAUAAUUCAUAAACAAUUCAAGCGUGACAUAUCGAUGAAAAUUAAUAGAAUUUUGCAAAAAAUAUAUUUAACAGAAGAUCACUCGACGGUCAAUAGCAGUGAAAAUUUCCCGCAUGCACAGAUUUCCGUAAUAUAA